Plodia interpunctella (Indianmeal moth) is the source of this 2254-nucleotide messenger RNA. RefSeq lists its product as uncharacterized. NCBI's taxonomy places the organism in Eukaryota, Metazoa, Arthropoda, Insecta, Lepidoptera, Pyralidae. The transcript is spliced from 4 exons. The record is from RefSeq and is a predicted model, not a curated record. The coding region runs from base 893 to 2125 and encodes 410 amino acids.
CAGUUACGCACGCAUUCUUUUUCAUAGUUGUUGAAAAUGGAACUGUUUGUUUUAAACAAACGCUCGUGUCAUUUAGAAGUAUCAUUGUUUUUUUUCUCUUAAUUCAGUUGAAAUGAAAUGGAAGAUAUUUGUAUUGAACUUGAACACUUGUGACAUAUAUUUUAUUCAAGUGGAUUUUGUGCAAAAAAUAUUGCGAAUCUGCUAUGAAGCAAAUAUAUGCUUUGUAAACUUUUGCAAGUUGUGAGCGUUCUACAUAUGUAUGAACUAAUUUGCUGAGAUCACACAUUUAGUGGCUACAUUAUCAUGCAAAUAUUGUAGUAGUGAAUUCCCACCAUUAGCAAUAUAAAUUGUUUACAAUGUUAUGUUUGACCACGUCAGUCUAAUUGUGCCCUUCAAUUUAAGCGACAAUGAGCGAGAAUAUUAAUGGGCAACAGACAAUAUGGUUUACGCGUAGGUGGAAUACAUAACAAUACAAUCGUGGUAAUCGAAAUUUUGAUAUUUGCUUUAUUGAAAUUAGAGAUACUAUAGCUAUAGUUAAUAACCAAUGAAAUCAUUGUAUACUGAAAACUAAAAGAAGUAGUUAUCUAUUUGUCGAGAACCUUUGCUUUUCCUACCCUGAUAAUUGUUUAUGGUAGAGGUGUUUAAAAGGUUAAAUUUUAUUUUUUCUCAUAAUGAUUGUAAUUUUCAUAUAUGUUGUGUAACUGGCCAGCGAUAUUCUGCAUUUAUUUGAUUUGUUUUGUUGAUUAUUUAUUGCACGUGUUUAAUUAAGAAUGUAGGCGUUUGUGUCUUGUGCCGUUGUGCGCUCGGCAGCUUUUGUGGAGUGCGGGGGGGGACAGAGCCGCGGUGACAUUGGCCCACUAUUUAUUGUGUUGAUGAAUCAAAUGUUUUUCACAUGGGCGUAGCUCUUAUGUGUGUAGCAUGCCUGGUGACGAAGCGAGUGUCUGCAGACGACGAGGCUAGACUGGCGCUUCUCUUGCAGAAGCUGUCCAGAGAGUGGUCUCUGUUGAACUCGAUCACGUGGGACAACGUUGGUGGGGCUUUCGCCGACGCUGUGUAUGGAGGCUACGUGAUCAUAACCUUCGGGCUGAUUUUGGCGCGCAUUUUCCAAGAGAUCCCGCGCGGCCGCCGCAUUCUCGAAGGCUUCUUCCUCGGAUUUGGGAUGCUGUUUUUCCUUAUUUUGGGUGGCCUGGAGCUGGCAUCGCUGGACUCUGUUCCGUACAAGCUGGUGACGAACGCUUCAGUGCUGGGCAGUUUCUCUCUCAUCGUCGCGGCUCUGUUCCUGGUGGACCUCAUGGGGCCCAGGAUCUACACCAGCGUCCAGCACUCGCAGACUGACCCCUUCUCAUCCCCGAAAGCUGACAAGAAGGUCUCCAUAGCCACCUUGCCCAUACAAUCCCAACAAAUUCAAACCGUUAGCAACGGACAACUGUCCAACGCCAAAAAGAACGGACAUGUACCUGAAAGACCAAAGGACCUAGAUUUAGAAAAAAGUGACGAAAAAAUGACAAAGAAAGACAAUUCUUCACUAUUUGAUUCGCCGCAAGGCUACACGAAAUUCGAAGAUGAAAUAGAAAAGGAUGAAUUGGAAACGUCCAAAUUUGGAUCGCUGCGCAACGGACUCGAAGGCGGGAACUACGUACAUCUAUCCGACCCAUUGUUCGAAUACGACAGAUUCCACUACGAGCAGGAACUGGCGAAAUUCAAUGAAAAGUAUUUAAAGAACUAUUUGGACAUGGUCGAUAGAGGCCUGCCGGUCAGAGAGGAUUAUUUGCCAGAGCCGCAGACGCCUGUAUUCGCUAAAGUGAAGAGCGGUCGAUUGAAAAGUUUGUACGAUGAUGUUUCGCCGACGUACGAACAAAAGCGGCAGUCGAGGUCGCCGUCCAGAGCUAAGACCGUGACGACGCCUACAUUGCAGCAACUGGAAGACUACUUGCGGUCGUCUAAUAGAUCGAAGCGAGGGGAUACUCCCGCAUUGUUCCCUAUGGAGCCCAUUGUGGAGAAAGAGGCGCCAGAAGUUGAGGGCAGGGCUUCGGGGACGCCCACAGACCCCGGCUACGUCCAGUACACGGCCGGGAAGUGGCCGGACAAACGAGAAGUACGGACACCGAGACAUAGCCCUAAGUAACCACAAGUGUGUAUACAAGUGUGCUUGCGUGAAUGCGUGUGAAUAUUUUUUAUAAAUAGCAGUUUAAUUAAGUUGAGUAAAGACUAAUAUUUUUGAAGUUACCUUCGACAUAAUAUACUAAUUUAACGA